UCUCGUCGAGAAAAUGAGCCGCUGCGGCUGGUUUCAGCGUGACGUCACGUCGGUCGGCUCGCUUCGCUCAACGGAAGAAAACGAAGGACGGAUUCUUCUGCCUUUUAGAAUCCUCCACUUCACUUGAGUUUUUGGACUCCAGAACGACAAGCUGCAAUUUCAGUGGACAAUUUUGUUACUGUGCUGCAGGAACAAUGCUCAAUGAGAAAUAGACCUUAUCAACGUAAACACUGGAGUGCUCAGUAAAAGAAAUGGUUGAUGAUGUCUUUUCGCAAAAAACUGGCGGGGAUACAGACUGAAACAAGCGAGAUACAUUUUGGAAGGCAAACCGCUAAUAAAAAUACAUUUUGGGGUGCAAUAUUAGGGUACGGGGGCACGUAAUCUCCAGCGAGAGCAUCGAUUACAGGGGAAAGAAAUGAUGGGAAGCACUCUCGACACAAGUUACAUAAAUAUCUGGGUGACGGAGUCUUGUCAAAUGGACCAGGACGGUAUGGAAGAUGUCAACGCUUUGCGGUCAGAAGGCAGCAGCAGCAGCAGCCUGCGUGACUCCCGGCUGACUCAGGUCGGCAACUCGGAAGAGAGAGCCCAUCUGAAGGUCUACCUCCGCGUCCGACCCUUCACGGCGGCCGAGGCCCAGAACGGAGAGUCGCAGGAUUUGGUGUCGGCGGAACCUCCGGACGGCGUCGUGCUCAGGCCUCCCGGCUCCGACGGAGGCGACAGAUCCUUCCUGCGGACCGCUCAGCGCUUCCGCUUCUCUCAGGUGUACGGUCCGGACACCACACAGAGUGAAUUCUUCCGAGGGACGGUGAAGGAUCUGGUCGCUGACGUCCUCCGCGGAGGGAAUUCUCUGGUCUUCACGUACGGCGUUACCAACGCCGGGAAAACCUUCACCUUUCUGGGUCCGGACGGCGACGUCGGCGUUCUGCCCAGGUCCCUGCACGCCAUCUUCGACAGCGUAGAGGGGAAGGUCUGGACCGGGCCGAGCGUCAAACCUCAACGCCGCCGAGAGUUCGUCUGGCUGAGCGAGGAGCAGCGGGCUGAGGAGGCCGCCUUCAAGGGCGAGCUGCUGCGACAGGUCAACGACGUAACGGCGGCCGGCCGGCGUCUUCCCCGGAGGACGUCGUCGCUCGGCGAAGCUCACGUUCUCCCGUCUGCCUUCCAGUGUGAGACGGCCAAGAGCGGCACGUGGAGCUCCGGCGAAAGGACGCUCCUCGAAGGCAAGUUCGCCCUGCGGCUGGAAACCGACGUCAGGUUCUCAGUUUGGGUCUCCUUCUGCGAGAUCUACAACGAGAACAUCCACGACCUCCUGGAGGCCUCGCCCGGCGGACCGGCCAAGAGGACGGCGCUCCGCUUGUCUCAGGACGCAAAGGGCGGCGCCUUCGUCAAAGACCUGCGCUGGGUGCAGGUGGGCAGCGCCGACGAGGCCUACCGGGUCAUGAAGUUGGGCAAGAAGAACCAAAGCUUCUCUUCCACUCGGAUCAACCAUCUCUCCAGCAGGAGUCACAGCAUCUUUUCCGUUCGCAUCCUGAGGAUUGCGGAGUCCGGAUCUCCACGAGCGGUCGCCGUCAGCGAGUUGUGUCUGUGUGACCUGGCCGGGUCGGAACGCGGCGCCAAGACCGCCAACCGGGGAGAACGUCUCAAAGAGGCCGGAAACAUCAACGCGUCGCUGCUCACCCUGGGAAAAUGCAUCAACGCGCUCAAGCGCAACCAGCACGCCAAGCUGCCGCAGCACGUGGCUUUCCGCGAGAGCAAGCUGACGCACUACCUGCAGGCCUUCUUCUGCGGCCCGGCCCAAGUUCGCAUGCUGGUCAACGUCAGCCGCUGCGCUUCCGCCUACGACGAGACGCUCCGCGUCCUCCGGUUCUCGGCCGUGGCGCAGAAGGUGGCGCUGGCGCCCGGCGGCGCCCGUCCCCUCCCGCCGCAGAAGUCGACCCGGCCUAGCGGAGGCGGCGGCCAGACCGGCCAGGGGGAGCUGCAGGAGGACGACGGGGAGGAAGAAGAAACGAUGUCAAUGGAGGACACCGUGUACCAAAAUGAGGAAGACGAGAACAUCUUCAGGAACAUGACACCACAGCAGGUGGCGCUCUUGAGGAGUCUUCGGAUGGCGUCGAAGGAGGAGCGAGCGGCCGGCUCGCUGGCAGAAGCUCGCCUCCGAGAGGACAUCGGCAGAGAGUUCGAGGACAUUUUGGCCGAGAUGCAGAUGGACUUUGAGGAGCGGCUGGCCAGAGAGAGGGAACUCUUGGAGCGGCGAGCGGAAGAACGUCUGGAGAUAUUCAAGAAGAUGACGGACAAGAUGGCCGCCUGCAGAGACGCUCGCGAGGAGGCGCCGGGCUCCCUCCGCGAGGAGCGAGCAGCCCGAGAGGACGUCAUCGCCGCUCCGGAAAGGAAAGGCCGAGAGACGGAAAAGGCCCCGCAGGAGCCCAGCAAAUCCCAGGAGGAUUCCCGGGUGGCUCUGGACGCUGAGGAGAGAAGCGUCGCAGAGGCGCUGGACCGGGAGAGGAGCUUGGAAAAGGAGGUGGGCAGGUUGCUCCAGGAGGUCCGGACGCUAACUGCGGCAUUGGAAGCGUCGCAACGCAAGGAAGCGUCCGACGAGCGGCCGGAGGAGUCCCGCGAACGGGAAGCCUGGCGCGACCCCCUCCGGCAGAACCUCGAGCGGCCGGAGACCGGAUUACGGGCCGCCGGCUCCAGUCGAGCUUCGGCUGCAGAAGACCGCCGCGGCGUCCAGACGCACGAGCUCCACCGGUCGCAGCAGGAGGCGGCGCCGGCCCGAUCCGCCGCGUCCCCGCCGGAGAGGCGACCGGGGGAGCGUCACGACGACGACGACGACGGCGGCGGCGAGCGGGCCCUCCGGAGGGAGGCCGAGCGGCGCCGGGAGCUGCUGGCCGUGGCCCACGAGGCCAUCGAGCAGAAGGACGCCGAGCUGGAGAAGAGGGCCCUCCAGAUCGCCAAACUGAAGGAAGUCGCAAAGCAGGACUCGGACAAAGUGAAGAGUCUCAGCGCGGAUCUGGAGCGGAAGGAAGAGGACUCUUCGGAGCUCCGAGAAAAGCUGGCCGACUACAAGAAGCAGAUCCAGCGGGUCCACAAAGAUAUCUCCGCCAUGAAAGACGAGGAGAAGCUGCUGCGGCGGAAGCUGUCCGACGCGGAGAAGCUGAAGAACCGGCUUCAGUCGGACCUGACCGACAGAGACAGAACCAUCCGACAGCUCAAAGCGGAGAAGAAGCCCGACGAGACGCAGGAGCUUUAUCGCAGAGCUCGUCAAGAUCUGGAGGCCGAGCGGCGGCUGGUGGACGACAUGCGCUCGGCCCUCGCGGAGCAGGACGAGACUCAGGAGCAGAUGGAACGCGCGCUGGACCAGAAAGUGGAGCUCGUCCGGGAGCUCAGCGACGAGCUGGACAAAAUGAAGGCGGCGCUGAGGCAGCCCGGCGGCGGCGGCGGCGGCGGAGGAGGCCCCGCCCCCCCCCGCAGCCUGGAGCCGCUUGAAGAGAAACAUCGGACGGAACGUGACAAGUGGAGGGAGGACAAGAUGGCACUGAUCGCUCAGCUCAAAGAGGCGGAGGACAAACGCAACCAGGAAAUGAAAAAGUUUGCGGAGGACCGAGAGCGAUACCUGGCCCGGCAGGCCCGGCUGGAAAAUGAUCUGCGCCUCCAGGAGGAGAAGAUGGCGAGCUGGAGGACGGAACGAGACGCUCUGGUCGGCGCCCUGGAGUUGCAGCUCGCCGAGCUUGUCGCCGGCCGGCCCGACCGAGACCGAGCGGCCCCCCCGCCGCGCCGCGACAGCUCCAGAUCGCCGGCGGAGGUCAGCGCAAAUACAGCAAAGGGCGGCGGCGACGAAGCGACGCCGAGAGAAGCUCACGUGACGUCGGCGGAAGGGGACACGGAGGACGCCGACGACCGAGAGCCGGAGACCCGAGUCCAGGUGACAGACGCCGGGGGAGCGCAGCCCGGCGACCCGUCGCCGUCGGCCGUCGGUCAGGUGACCUCAAUGGACUCCUCGGGCUGCCCGUCGGUGCUGGAAUCGUCUCGGGUCUCUGGAGAAAACGGGCGCGGCGACCGUUUCCCGCGGCCGGAGCUGGAGAUUUCCUUCAGCCCGCUGCGGCCCGACCGGGUGGCGGUGCGACGCCGAGGCGUGCCCGGCGCCAGCGCCGUCACCGUCAAGAUCACGCGGUCGGCGCGCAAGAGGAGGAGCGGCGAGAUGGACGAGGGCUCCGGCCCGUCGGCAUCUCCCGGGACCGCCGGCGUCCGCGGCCCAAGAGAGGGAACGCUGCAGAAGAUCGGCGAGUUCCUCCAAAGUUCGCCCACGCUGAUCGGGUGCAAAGCCAAGAAGAUGAUGAGCCUGAUGAGCGGCGCCGACUCGAACGGCUCGUCGUCCGUCGGCCUGAAAAGCAAGAAGAGCAAAAGGAAGUUGGCGAGCGCCGACGAACCCCCCCGCACGACGCUCGGUCGCGACGUCGUUGCCGGGGACAACCGAAGCCGCCAUCCUAUCAUCAAAGGACGACUUCGCUCCGGAUUGGCCCGAUGAUCCUAAUUGCUUGUUAGAAAUAUCCUUUUAUUUGAUGACCGUCACACUACUAACUCGCUAAGCUGACUUGAUUUGAAUGUGCAAUCUGGGUAUUGUUUGUUCGUGGUUGUCGUUUGCACGCCGCCGUUCGUCUCCGCUUCCGCCCAAGAAGAUUUGGAUGCGUCCGACGUCGUCGCUCGCUGACUCCCAAACUUGUGCAAUGCGGGUGCUUCCGGGGAAGCGGAUCUCGACAAAUGUGCCGUCUUACACGUUCCUUUUGAAAAUGUUGCCCCGGCCGGCGCCCUCUCUUAACCUCUCUCCGUCGCUGCCGAUUGUUGUAUGUAUGGAGCGGGGACAAAUUCGUUGGAUUUCUGACGCACGAAGGCCGUUGGGGUUGUGUAUUUGUUCUCGGACUUGGACUUGAGCUCUUUUGCCACUUUUGAUCGCCGCGUGUGACGUCGAAGCAAAGCAAAUGUUUUUAUACAUGUCGUACACAAACCAAGGCAACGUGCUUUGUGGGAUGAAAAGCGUUUUAAAAUGAAACCCGCUUGUAACCGUUUAAAACAAAUAAAAAGAGUGGAAAAAAAAGAAGAGAG
Messenger RNA from Syngnathoides biaculeatus (alligator pipefish), 5094 nucleotides. Its product is annotated as kinesin-like protein KIF20B. The coding region runs from base 416 to 4519 and encodes 1367 amino acids. The transcript has 32 exons. NCBI's taxonomy places the organism in Eukaryota, Metazoa, Chordata, Actinopteri, Syngnathiformes, Syngnathidae. The record is from RefSeq and is a predicted model, not a curated record. Gene Ontology annotation, biological process: mitotic spindle organization; microtubule-based movement. Gene Ontology annotation, molecular function: ATP binding; microtubule binding; microtubule motor activity.